GUGGAACCUCAACCCAGCACGUUAUUGUGAUAGAGUCUGUAGAUGCAGAGGCUGUAGGGUCUGGGGUCAAGCUGGAGAGGUCUGAAGGAGAGGACCCAGGGCAAAGCAGAGACAUCCAGACUGGAGCGGCUGGAGUGCUCCCUGUAGCCACGGAGGACCCCACCACCACGCCGCCCAGAACCCGACGCAGCAUCACGGAGGUCUGUGGAACGCCGACCGCUGUCCUCAAGUCUGACACUGAGACCAUAACUGUAGCACAAACGCUUUUACAAACAGGAUCUGACCACAGAUCAGAUCCAGAGAGACUGGGGCUGGGGCCACUGGGCUGUCCUCCUGCUCCUGGCUCAGAGUACCYACCGGUAUUUCACCAGAGCCAGAAGACUAAUUCCCGUGGAAAUACUGAUGGUGAUGCGUUAGACACUGGCGGUGAUGAUCUGUCUUGUUUUUACACUACAGAGAUGGACCCUGGCAACAUAUCCUUGGGUUUAGAGACACAGACUGAUCUGUCUAGAGGGGACUGGAACCAAUACAGCAGUAGUGUAUACUCUGAAGGAUGCCAAGAUAAGAAAGGGGAGGUUAUAGCGGUAGAUGAAGUGAGUGUGAAAGUGGAGGGCGACGCUCCUCUUACAUGGAAUGCAGACGAGACUCACUUAGGAGAAGGACACUCACAAGGCAGAGAUUUCUUAGAUUACAGGGAAAGCUUAGAGACAAAUCCAAAUGUCUCGAGCCUCUCCCCUUUACACACGCUCAGUGAUCGUGCCCCAGUGUCCACGUCGAAGGGGCCUUCCGAUUCACACGGCCGCGUCCUUUUCGAUCAGGUAUUGAAYUCAAAYGACAGGGCUAGAGCCCAGGCUCAGGGAAGGGGAGCAACAUCAGGCAAUAGUAAAGAGAAACGGUUCCUCUGCAUGUUCUGUAACAAAGGCUUCAGCUGCCUCCAGAAGGUGGAGAUCCACCAGAGGGUCCACACAGGKGUGAAACCCUUCAGCUGUACCCAAUGCGAUAUGCGCUUCGCUGAGGCUGGCAGCCUGAAGAGGCACCAGAGGGUCCACACAGGGGAGAAACCCUACAGCUGUACCCAGUGUCACAUGCGCUUCACCCAGGCUGGCAGCCUGAAGAGGCACCUGAAGGUCCACAUGGGAGAAAGGCUGUUCGCCUGAGGUUCUCAGAGAAGAGCUACCUCAGGAUACCCUAGCAGAAAAACUAUUCCACUUCAUAGCUUAUUACGUUUAGAUCAAACCCUUCAUUGUAGUGAGCAGAAAAGAUCCACAGAUGCAUUUUGAAUAACGAGAGUAAAAGAUUUCAUUGUUGAAUAUUUCUGGGUAGAAUAUUGUAUCCAGACAUUGUGUGAUAUACACUGAGUGUACAAAACAUUAAGAACACAUUGCUAAUAUCGAGUUGCACCCCCCUUUUUGCCCUCAAAACAACCUCAAUUAGUCGGACAUGGACUCGAAAGCGUUCCACAGGGAUGCUGGCCCAUGUUGACUCCAAUGCUUCCGACAGUUAUCAAGUUGGCUGUAUGUCC
Molecule: messenger RNA, 1522 nt
Organism: Salvelinus sp. IW2-2015
Lineage: Eukaryota; Metazoa; Chordata; Actinopteri; Salmoniformes; Salmonidae
Source: RefSeq, a predicted model, not a curated record